UAUGCGCAGAGCGGCUCGAAAGCAUGGUCGGUGCUGCUGUUUUGUUUUUACUGUGCUGAGUGCGGAUUUUGGUGCGACUUCGUUUAAUUCUAAAAGUUUAUCUGCCGGCCCACAAGAUGGUAAAACAAGCUGCUCGUUAUUUCGAACAGAAAGAGGAGAGCAGUGGGCCUGCCAAGAAAACCAGCCAGAAACAUCAACCUUCAAACGCGAAAGGAAAAAAGGGAUUCAAAUGGCAACCAAAUAAUAAAAAGCCAAAUUAUAAGGGCUCUCACAAGAGCAGAAAAGAAGGCAGUUUCGAAAAGAAAAAUGCCAUCCCCGGAUUGAAGAAGCGGGAAGAAGCACUAAACGGUUCAGAGACACUGGCGGAUAUGAAAGAGUCUAACCAGAUCAAACAAGAAAAACAGGCAGCAAAAGAUGGGGGUAAGGCAGGUCCUCGCAAGGAGACCAGGAGAGAGAAAAUGCUUAAAAAGAAAAAUGCUACCCUCACCCCAAGAGGGCGGGAGGAAACGCUCAACAUUCCAAUAGAUCCGGCGGCUUUGCUGCGCCAUUCGCGUGGCGAGCGCAUGGAUAUGGAAGGCGUCAAAACCCGGUUUCACAAAAUCAAUGAAAUGCGUAAGGAUAUGAACAUUGAGUUUGCCACCCAGCAGGCUGCUCGGGCGGACAUCUUGCUCCACGAGGAGGAAGGAUAUCUCGAGGCGGACGACGGCGAAAGCACGACCAACAUUGCGCAGCGAGAGAUAGUGCAGCACGUGGACAUAACGACUGCCGCCAAGCACUUCAACCUGGAGCUCGAGUUCGGCCCGUACCGCACGCGGUACACGAAGAACGGUGCCUUUUUGCCUGGUGGGAAACGCGGCCACGUGGCCGCAUUCGACUGGGUGCGCAAGAAGUUGCUGUCUGAGAUGAACGUGAUGGAGUCGGUGCACGAUGUCACGUGGCUCAUGAAUCAAACGAUGUACGCGGCGGCCCAGAAAAACUGGGUGCACGUGUACGACCAAAACGGGACGGAGAUACAUUGCAUCAAAACGAUGCACCGAAGCGUCCGGCUGGAGUAUCUGCCGUACCACUUUCUGCUAAACAGUGCCGGCGAGAACGGGUUCCUUUCGUGGAUGGACGUUUCGAUUGGCCAAACGGUGGGAAACUACAACACUCGCAUGGGCAAGGUCUCGGUAAUGAUGCACAACCCGUGGAACGCGGUGACUUGUGUCGGCGGAUCCAAGGGUGUCGUCUCGAUGUGGUCCCCGAUGAUGCGCGACCCGCUGGCCAAGAUGCUGUGCCACCCGGUACCGAUAACCGCGAUCGCGAUCGACCCGAAAGGUAUGCAGAUGGCGACGGCCGGACUGGAUCGCAGGAUAAAAAUUUGGGACGUGCGGCAGCUGGAAGGCCCGCUGGAGACGUACAACACCAAUACGGCGGCAUCCGAGAUCGAGCUAUCCCAGCGCGGGCUGCUCGCACUGUCGAUGGGCAACGUAUGUGAGGUGUACCGGCGUGAUAACAGCUCGACGGAAGCCCAGAUGAAGCCCUACAUCCGCCACCGGACGAAUGGUCCGAUUUCAAGCAUUCGGUUCUGCCCGUACGAAGACAUUCUCGGCGUAGGCACGGCGAAGGGCUUCGUGUCACUGAUCGUGCCCGGUUCGGGCGAACCGAACUUUGACACCUUCGAGGCCAAUCCCUUCCAGUCGCGCACGCAGCGGCAGGAAGAGGAGGUGCACAGACUGCUGGAAAAGAUUCCGGCCGAAUUCAUCACGCUCAAUCCGACGCAGAUCGACGAGGUGGACGUACCUUCCGCCAAGGCGCGGCUCGAGCAGAAGGUGAAGCUGCUGACCAUGAAACCGCCCAAGAUCGACUUUGAGCCACGCAAGCGCAACCGUGUCUCGAAGGCCAAGCUUAUCAAGAUAAAGCAGAACGUGAAGGAAGCCCGCUUCCGCGAGACAGCGAACGAGUUGCGGCAGAUCAAGGAGAAGCUGUUGGCGGAAGAUGAAGCCAAAGCACCGGCGGAAUCGGCCGACUUCAUACCGCUGGAACCGAAAAGUGUGCUGGAUCGCUUCAAGACGAAGGCGAAAAAGAAAGCGGCGCGUUAGUUUAGCACGCCCGAUUCGUUUAUUGCCCUACCCUAUGGAUGGAAAUUAAUAAAAUCUAACCCGAUCACUUGUAAA
Messenger RNA from Anopheles arabiensis, 2156 nucleotides. Its product is annotated as WD repeat-containing protein 46. Gene Ontology annotation, molecular function: protein binding. Gene Ontology annotation, cellular component: 90S preribosome; nucleolus; small-subunit processome. Gene Ontology annotation, biological process: maturation of SSU-rRNA from tricistronic rRNA transcript (SSU-rRNA, 5.8S rRNA, LSU-rRNA). Lineage: Eukaryota; Metazoa; Arthropoda; Insecta; Diptera; Culicidae. The record is from RefSeq and is a predicted model, not a curated record.